CAUUUCAACGAAUCUUGAUUCUUACCCUAAUAAUGUCUUCAAUACACGACGACACCACAACCUUCUCCGACGACGUCAAACUGUCUACCGGAAUAUACCGCUGCUCAGUCCGCCGCAGAUUAUGGCCGUUACGGAGGCAGAAGAAGAAGAACAAGCUGCCGACGGUGAGAUUAGGAGGAAAGCGGCAGUUACUGGUGAGGUUCUUGAAAAGGAUUCGGAUAAAGUGGAUGAAGAUGAAGAAGGCGUGCACCUUGAAGAAGCUGAAAGAGUAUUAUUACUCUGUUUUGAAGGAUGUAAUUGAAGCUGGUGGAAGCUUUGAGACGUUUCAACAGAGACUUCUUCUCGAAACGUCGUUUGCUGUUCCUGUUAUGGGCCUUUCAUUCAACACGUUCCAUUGAUCGAUCGAUCAAAUUAAACUGCAGAUUGUCGAUUGAUUCUUCGCCAUAGCUGGAGAUCUCGCAAAUUAUAGAUGUUGAAACAAGUUUUAGCGGAUUGCGUGCAUUACUUUUCUGGUAAUUAUGGAAUUAAAUGUUUUCAUAUUUUUCUGGGUUAUGAUUUGUUCGUAAACUGUUAGUUCAAAACGAAUUCAACAGCAGAAUUCUAGACCUAAACACUAAAGAGUCGCUGAAUCAAAAUCAAUUUGACAACAUUAUGAUAAGAUCGAUUAAUUAA
Lactuca sativa (garden lettuce) is the source of this 672-nucleotide messenger RNA. RefSeq lists its product as uncharacterized. NCBI's taxonomy places the organism in Eukaryota, Viridiplantae, Streptophyta, Magnoliopsida, Asterales, Asteraceae. The record is from RefSeq and is a predicted model, not a curated record.